AUUGUAAGAACACAUUCCAAUUAGGCCUACUGCUCAGCGUUCAACAAUUUAUUUUAGCAAGGUUUAAAGAGAAAUUUCGUCGACAAUCUUAGAAAGGAAGCUAAGUUAUUUCCGUCUUUUCUCUCUUAUCACAUACCAACCGUAAUCAAACAUAGGCCUAUGUCAGACAAUUAAAAGCGAUCAAGUAUUCUUACAUUGCACAUCUGUACAGACCUACAUUGACGGAAGAAAUCACACAAAGCUAAUAAACUCACAAGGAAAAGGAUGUCUUCAUUGGGCAAUCAAACUAUAUACGGCUUCACUGUAACGUCUCUUGAUGGGAAACAGAAACAAUUGUCUGAUUACCAAGGAAAGGCAUGCAUGAUCAUCAAUGUUGCAUCUCUUUGAGGCACGACCACGCGCGACUACCAUCAGCUCAAUGAGCUGGCGGGAAAGUACGGGUCGCGCGGCUUUGAGGUUCUGGCGUUCCCCUGUAACCAGUUCGGGCAUCAGGAAAAUUGCAAGAAUGAAGAGAUUCUGAACUUGCUAAAAUACGUCAGACCAGGACAGGGUUAUGAACCACAAUUUCCAAUAUUCUCCAAAGUAACGGUCAAUGGUAAGGACAGCCAUCCUCUCUUCACCUUCCUCAAAACCAGCCUCCCUUUCCCUAGUGACCUGGCAGCAGGAGCGGGGUCAGUCCUCAUGAAUGACCCCAAGGGAAUCAUCUGGAGUCCUGUUAGACGUUAUGAUAUCAGCUGGAACUUUGAGAAGUUCUUGAUUAACAAAGAUGGAGUACCAGUUGGAAGGUACAGUCCCAAACUGCCCCCUGCAGACAUGGCUGGAGAUAUUGAGAAGCUCUUGUAGGCCGUGGGAUAUGCUGCAAAAAAUUAAUGUUCAAUGUUAUUUCAAAACGAAUCUUUCCAUGAUUUGAAAUGAUUUAAUGGCUUUCUAUCAAAUGGAAAAAAAACAACUUUAGUUAUUGACUCUGAAAAUAACACUCGCACAUUGAAUUAUCUUUGAAAAAAAGCUUGAUAUUGACAAAGAAACUAAAUCUUUAAGUUGUAUCACUUUGUAUGACAUGGGAAUUAUAUACAAAGGAACUAAAUCUUUAAGUUGUAUCACUUUGUAUGACAUGGGAAUUAUAUUUCCAUUUCAGAUUUUCUGUUGAUUUAUUAAUCUGAGUUUAAAUCUGGAACUGUUGUUGGGCAUUAAAUGAGUAUUAAUGUUUGAAAUAUAUUGCCUUGCAUUGUUUACCUCUUGUUGUACAUAGGCAGAAGUUAGACCUUCAUUAGCAUUGUUUUUUUCAGUUUCACUAUUCUUUAUUAAACUUUCUUCUUGGACAUUCAUGAACAUUUACUUGUUAGAAAAUAAAGUCAAGACAAUCAUGCAUUCUGUAUGUAAUUCAGCAUGAAAUAGCCCCCCACCCCACUCCCGUUGGGGAAAUAAUUGGUUAACCCACUCAUGAUUAUGUGCCAUAUUCAAUGUAUAAUUGAUGCCAGCUUAGCCAAUCCUAUGUGAUCCCAUAUCUGAUUAUAUGUAAAGCAUUAAUUCAUCAAUCAGUAUUUUGUGUGUGAUUUUAACCUUGACAAUGUUAUCAACUGGGAUAACCCGUAACACUUCCAUUGAUUAUUUAUUCUUCACAAUAGUAUUUAUUUGUAUUUGCACUUGACAGCUUUUAUUUUCUGUGUUUUCUUUUUUUCAAAGACCAUUUUUUUCUUUAUGAUAGUAUUGUUUUUAAAUCAAGCCUUGAAGAAAUGAUAUUUGAUGUGUUGGAAAACUGAUGUACUUAAAAAAAGGAAACACUGAAAAUAAUGGUUUGUUUUUAUGUGCUUAGACAGUCAUUAGUCUUCAGGGUCAGUAUGUAGAUGUGAGAAGUAUUAGUAUUGUAUGUGCCUUUAUUUCAUGCUUUCUUUACCUCUUGCAGAUGUCUCCCAUUGAUUUUUAUUCUCAUCUAUGAUGGCGUUGUCUUAAACUCUUAAUAGAGAGAGCAAUGCCGGAUGCUUUAGAGAAUCUAAUCAAACGCAAUUUGUGAUACAUGUGCAGGAGAUAAAGUAAUCAUUUGGAGAUCAUUUUACAUUAAAAGAGAAAAUAUUAAAUGAACCACCAA
Messenger RNA from Lytechinus variegatus (green sea urchin), 2086 nucleotides. Its product is annotated as glutathione peroxidase 1-like. The record is from RefSeq and is a predicted model, not a curated record. Gene Ontology annotation, biological process: response to oxidative stress. The transcript has 5 exons. Gene Ontology annotation, molecular function: glutathione peroxidase activity. NCBI's taxonomy places the organism in Eukaryota, Metazoa, Echinodermata, Echinoidea, Temnopleuroida, Toxopneustidae.